Molecule: messenger RNA, 3018 nt
Organism: Penicillium cosmopolitanum
Lineage: Eukaryota; Fungi; Ascomycota; Eurotiomycetes; Eurotiales; Aspergillaceae
Product: exocyst subunit SEC5
Exons: 4
Coding region: 1-3018 (1005 amino acids)
Biological process (GO): exocytosis; Golgi to plasma membrane transport
Cellular component (GO): exocyst
Source: RefSeq, a predicted model, not a curated record
AUGUACACCGCCCCGCAUCUCCAUCGGGAGGCGGAGUGGCCAGCAGCGCUGGAUGAGGCCGACCAGUCCGAGGAGGAACCCGUCCAACGAACCAAGUCUCGCCCUCGCAAGUCGCGUUACUUUGCUCUAGAACGCACCCCAAGUGAUUGGAGGAGCAACUUUGGAUCUCGCCGGGGAAAAGAGAAUAGGGAAAAUGCUCAGAAUGACGAACCCGACCCGCUUGGAGCUGGCGAUAGUGUCAUGCGCAUCCUGAAGCAGAGAGGGCUGCGCAUGGAGGAUGAAGGGGGUAAACGAUCACGGUUCCUGCUCUCCUCAACCUCGUUCUCGCCAGCCCUAUUUCUCUCCCAAGCACACCACUCGGACUCCAUCGAAUCGCUUAUCGACGGUCUAGACCACCUGUCGCAAUCCAUCGAUCAGAAGUCAGCUUCCCUGAAGGUACUGGUUGAAGCCAACUUCGAACGCUUCGUCCGUGCCAAAGCAACAAUCGACAGUGUAUACAAAGAAAUGAGAGACCAAGGAGUAUCAAAGGAGCAAACAUUGUCUGCUCGGCGGUCAGGGCACUUCCGGAGCUAUUCGGGUCAACAGCGGGGACCAUCGCCUGCUCCUGCCCCGGUAGUGACAGGAACCCGGAAGAAUGCGUUAACCAAGGAGAGCGAAUAUGGUAUGAAAGGAAUUCGUGGACCAUUGGUGGAGGCAUCUGUCAAGGCAGAAGAGGUCUGGGGUCCUGCCCUUGGAGGUCGUGAUCGAGAGCAGAUGUUGAAGUCGGUUGUUGACUCGAUGGAGAAACACCGCGAUGUCUACGAGAUUGGAAGCCAUUUAUUCAAAUCCAUCCAGCAACGCGACUAUGACUCGGUCUUUGAGCAGUAUACUAAAGCUCGAACGUUAGCGAACAGAGCACAGACUAUUGUGGAGCAGGCCUCCAGCUCCAAUCGACAAUUGGCCGACCAUGAAGCCCAUACUAUUUUGGCCAUGGGAAGAAUGUGGAUGGAUGUCGAUCAGCAGAUUCAAGCCUUUAAGCGCGAUCUCUGGAGACGACUCAGCGAUGCACCGACUACCUCAACUACGAGCACAGCGUCAGGUCCCGUCGAAGAGCAUAUGGAGCUGAUUGGUGCUUUGCUGGAACUGGGUGUCGAAAAUAACCCUAUCUGGACUUGGCUUCAUAGCCGCUAUAAUUUCCUUAAGCUCAAGAUCACUUCUUUCUAUGUCACGGCAUCAUAUCUGCGCCUGGCACCUCGCGAUGGUCCCUCGGAGUUCCCGGAGAGACUGGAUUCAGACCAUGUUAUUGAGCUGUGGGAUUGCAUUCAAGCGUUCCUCAGUCGUCUCCUUUCUUCACAAAGUGGACUACUUGGUGAAGCACUUGAUUUCUGGGAAGUCACGCAGUCGUUCAUUGACGGUAAUCGUCAAAGACUCCUUCCUGUCGGGUUUGAAGGAGAGAGUCGAAAGCACCACAAGUUAUCCCCUGAGAACGUGCAGGAGCUCGAGAAGGGCAUUGUCGAAAUCAUCAAUCUGAUUCGACAAAAUGUCCUCUCCCUGUUCAACGAACCCCCGACUGAAGAUAUCUCCCUUCUCUCCUCUCCCAUUCCACCGAGCCCAACUAGUCCGGCCUCCAGAGGCAUUACUCCGACCGAAUCCCGGUUCAAAUUGGAUCCCAAGAAUCUUCCAAUUCCAGUGCCCAGGCGAGGAGAACACUGGGAAGACUUUGCAUUCUGGCCUCCUUUCUCCAACUCUCUCAGCGGGGUGCACUACCUGAGCAAAUUCCUCACAACUGUUGGUACAGCUGCUAGUGAGAUGGCAGCGUUGCGUCCCGUGGGAAGCGCGGGUCCCACGCAUGAUCUUUUGAAGUCGCUUGUGAGCGUUGUUCGAGAGCGUGCGGCACGCGUGGCAUGCGAUGCAUGGAGCAAAGACGCUGAGAUUUGCAAGAUGCUGGAGGACUGGACGCGCGACUCAGAGAAACGAGACUUGACAAAGAUGCCGGGUUUAUUUACGGCUUUUGAAGGCGCCAUCCUCGGCGGUAUGCAGAAGAUUUUGUAUAUAUCUGAUGCUGCGGCGAAAUCUGGAUCGGUGGAUGUUGUCACUCAACCGCCUGCGAAAAUGCUUCAGAUGGUCCGCACUCAAUUUGUAUCGAGUGUCUACAAGGCAUUGAGUGGGCUGGUUGAGAACGCAGAACGUCUGGCUGCUUCGGACGAAGAAAAUGAAUGGGUUAUCUCUAGGCCAGUCAUGACCAGCCAAGUAAUUGAUGCUGCUUUGUCCGUCUUGAGUGCCGACUCUGUGGACUCUUCGAACAGGAAUGUGCGAAUUCUUCUCACGCUUUCAAAUCUUAAGGCUCUCCAAGCCGAGCAUGUUCCACAGUUGAUUGCGAACUUCGAAACAUCCUUCUCUGUCAAACUGACUGAGGAAGCAAAGACUGUUCGCGAUGUCCUCAGCCAGAUCGAGGAUCGGCUUUUCCAGUCAUACACAAAACCCACCAUUGCUGCCUUAGAUGAAACUAUCAAAGCUGGUAUCACCGCUGCGGACUGGGAGCCAUCAACCGAUCGGCCCGAGCAAGUUCGACCAUAUGUUUACAACACCAUGUUAACUCUGGUGUUGGUGCAUACCGAAAUUUCCACUACUAUACCGUCUACCGUGAAACCGAGCUCCAGUCGUUCAUCUCCAAGCGCCCCAUCAUCAUUAUUGGCCACCAUAUUGACGCAUCUCCUUGUGAAUGUCUCCUCAUCCCUUCUCAAUGCCUUCCGCUCUCGCCCCUCAUUUUCACUUGCCGCUUUGAUGCAGGCCACGUUGGACACCGAGUUCAUCGCCCAGACCCUGUCUCAAUACUCCACCGACGAAGCAUCAGAUAUACAAAGCCAGGUAUAUGUAGAACUGGAUCGCCGUACGACGAAUGAAGCCCGUACAAAACUCCAAGCGGAGUUGGGAGAGAUGAGAGUUGUCUUGAAGCGAUUGAGGGAUCGAACCAAGGGGGAGUUUGCUUGCUUCAAGAAGCCUAGGAGCGGCGGCUCCAAGCCAUCUACCUCAACAUAG